Molecule: messenger RNA, 1483 nt
Organism: Pyrus x bretschneideri (Chinese white pear)
Lineage: Eukaryota; Viridiplantae; Streptophyta; Magnoliopsida; Rosales; Rosaceae
Product: bidirectional sugar transporter SWEET4-like
Exons: 5
Coding region: 631-1266 (211 amino acids)
Biological process (GO): carbohydrate transport
Cellular component (GO): membrane
Molecular function (GO): sugar transmembrane transporter activity
Source: RefSeq, a predicted model, not a curated record
GAUAUAUGGCGUACUGUCCCAUAUUCUAAACACAUUGAAAAAUCUUUCCUUUGAAUGGAUAACAAUAUUCUCCUGAUCAUCUUUUCAUGUGAACUCUUGUUGCUCUAUAAGUUGCACCACCCAAUACAUGCCAUGCAAUGCAAGUGACCUAACAGCUAGCUCUCUCUCUCUCUCUCUCUCUCUCUCUCUCUCUCUCUCUCUCUCAGUUUGCAAGUUACAAUCCAACCCACCAAAACUAUACAAGACAACCCCCACCGACUUUGCUCCUCAUUUCCUUCUUACGAUUAAUUAAUAUCCCAGCCCUUUAAUUUCUUUGCCGUAUUUAUCUCUGCAAUUCCUUCUUCUUCUUCUUCUUCUUCUUCUUUUGAUCGAGCUUAAUUAACUAGUGACGACUGACAACCAUGGUUUCUGCAGAUGCUAUUCGAACUGUGGUCGGUAUCAUGGGUGUAUAUAUAGAUUGCUUUAUCAUCUGAGAACCAAACUUGAUAUGAACGCCUUUACUUGUUUUCAGGAAACUUCAGCGCACUCACUCUGUUCCUCUCACCAGUGGAAACCUUUGUUCGAAUUUGGAAAAAAGGGUCAGUGGAGCAAUACUCACCAGUCCCAUACCUUGCAACCCUAUUUAACUGCAUGGCAUGGGCCCUGUACGGAUUGCCUAUGGUGCACCCACACAGUAUUCUGUUGGUGACCAUCAAUGCCACUGCAGUUUUCAUUGAGCUUUCCUUCGUCAUCCUCUUCCUCAUCUACGCAUCUGACAAGAAGCAGAGGCUCAAAGUGUUUCUCGUGCUGCUUUCGGAGCUCGUUUUCAUGGUUCUUCUGGCAUUUCUUGUUAUCAAAUUGGCCCACACAUACAGCAAGAGGUCACUAAUUGUUGGCCUAGUUUGCGUUCUAGGUAACAUCGCGAUGUAUGCUUCACCUCUAUCUGUCAUGGUAAUUAAGUUGAAAUUGGUGAUAACGACAAAAAGUGUGGAAUACAUGCCGUUUUUCCUCUCAUUGUUUAUCUUUCUCAAUAGCGUUGCCUGGUUCACAUAUGCUCAGCUCCGUUUUGACAUCUACUUGACUAUUCCGAAUGGGCUGGGCUUACUUUUUGGAUCAGCUCAACUGCUUCUCUAUGCUACAUACCACAAGAACACAAAGAGACUGAUGGCAGAAAGGAAAGCCAGACAAUUCUGUUUGACAGAGGUGGUUUCGGGCAGAGAUGAAACCAAAAACACUGGCAACACUCAUCAGAACGGCCGGGUUCCCGCUCAGAACAACGGGACAUGAUCAACCCCACCAUCGAAGUCUGCUGUUUGAUAAGUCGAACGAGCAGGGACCCCGUCAUCUACAAGUUUUAGCUCGUCUACACUAUGUUACUAAAUAUCGUACAAAUAGUUGGAUUCAUGAUGCAUGCAUACAAGACCAAGAGUCUCGUACGCAUGUAACUAGUACUUUUUCAUAAUUGUAUGCAACCAUUUCAAACGAUCAAUGAUCCAAUUUGUUU